Molecule: messenger RNA, 1287 nt
Organism: Triticum turgidum subsp. durum (durum wheat)
Lineage: Eukaryota; Viridiplantae; Streptophyta; Magnoliopsida; Poales; Poaceae
Source: the annotation of a GenBank genome assembly
AUGGGGCGGAACCGAUCAUCCCAACGCCGAGAAAUCGUGUCAAAUGGCAGACACGCUCGUCUGCCACAGCCUCGUUCGCGAUUAAUCAGCAAGCUUGAGGAUUCAGAUGGAGCAUUGUUAUGUCUAAUAGCAGCAACCUGCACACUGGCCAGCAGCGUCGGCAAUUUCCAGUUGUUUUCAUUAAGUGAGCAUGGUCUUACCAACAAAGAAUACUAUGAGUUGGUAACUGGCACAAUGGAGGUUGCUAUUUGCUACCCUUAUAUAUUUCUGAAAUUGCACGAGUUCGUGCCCAAUCUGCUUCCGACACCGGCUGCAUUGGCGCCAAUGAAGUCGUGGUUCGCGUGCCGUCCUAACGUCCGGAUUUUCAGAGACACAGCCGUCCUUGUGAUUAUAUCUUAUCUGCUAUUACUGGGCAUCAACUUGAGCUUCGCCUGGCUCGCCAUCUUUCCCGUCAUGGCCAUUGUUUUCAUACGAGCGCUGUACUUGAAGCUCAAUCAUCGUAAAGUUACUCCAGGAUACUCUAAUGUCGACGAGAAGUCCGUCGAGACACCUGUGGAGCUUCAGAUUAUAGUGGUGGCGACGUUCGGGGCGCUCUUAGUGAUGGAUCAACUCGAGGACGAUGCAGCUGUGGGGUUCUCCAUCUCCCAGUUCCUCCUGUUCCUGAGCGCCAUGGUGGCGGCACUGACGCGAAUGAUGAUGAAGCUGCCCGCUGACCCUUUUCCGGGCAGCGCACCGGCGUCAGAGUUGCUCCACAAGACCUUGCUUCUCCUCCUGCUGGUGACGGUGCACACGAUGGCCGUGGAGUGGCUGGGCGAGGACGUGGUUCUGGUGUGCAUGCCGGAGGUCGCCCCGGUGCUUCUUUGGUUCAUCCUUCACCUUGACCGCCCAUGCCACAUCCCGCUCAUCAGCGUCGACAAGAUGAAGCCAUACAUGAAAGAGAUCAUUGCCCUGUGUGCACUGGUGGCAGCUCCUCUUUUCGCAUACCUGGUGAACUCCAUGGAUGUUUCUGGGCUCUCCUGGUGCACGAGGAUCAUGGUGUCAUGUGGCGUCUCAGGGGUUCUGACCUACUACCUUGUGUUCAUGCUACGCCAGUGGCCGUGUCCGGGGCAAAAGCAAGCUGGCAGCAGCAAGGACGAUGUGCCUUCCUCCGGCAUGCUCAAGUUUUGGGCAGAGGCUUUACUCAUGGCGGCCACAUUUCUGCUGCUGCUAAGGUAUCUGGUUUCUGUCCGGCUUGGUCUGCAACAAUCACUGGUUGGUACACUCUGUCGAAAUGUGCAACGGCUAUAA